Messenger RNA from Vicia villosa (hairy vetch), 1136 nucleotides. RefSeq names its product protein MAINTENANCE OF MERISTEMS-like. The record is from RefSeq and is a predicted model, not a curated record. Bases 60 to 1013 code for a protein of 317 amino acids. The transcript has 2 exons. Lineage: Eukaryota; Viridiplantae; Streptophyta; Magnoliopsida; Fabales; Fabaceae.
CUGAGGGUGACGAGCUGUUCACAGAGUAUCACCGCGGCUGCGCUCUCCGGUGCUGGUACAUGCAUGUGGUAGGCGCUGCAUGCUUUGUGGACAAGAGCGCCAGGUACGUCGACGUGACCUACCUCCGCUAUUUCAUGGACCUGGAUACCGUUCACCAGUGGAACUGGGGGGCAGCUACUCUGGCAUAUCUCUACCAGAAGCUGAAUGAGGCCUCCAACUGGAGGACGAGGCAGCUGGUCGGAUCCUGCACUCUGCUUACGAGCUGGAUCAUCUCCUACUUCUCCCGCAUCCACGGCUUCCACAUCGAUCCUGCGUACGUUGACGCCAUGCCCAGGGCCGCCAGAUACGACCUCCAGAGGGGGAACGAUGCGGUGGGACCAUACCGCCUGUACCUGGACCGCACGAUGCACGACGACGUCACCUGGAGGCCGUUCGCCGACUAUGCUCAGGUUGUCCCCUUCGACGGGGUUGCUCUAUAUUCAGGCUGGUUGGCAUGCGGGACCGGCAUCAUGGUCCGGUAUCUCCCGGAGCGGUGCAUGCGGCAGUUUGGGUUCGUGCAGAUCAUACUCAGGUCACCCUUCGAGGCUGCUCCUGACACAGUGACCAGAGUGCAGCUCACUGCCAUAUGGGAGGAGUGGCAGCAUCAUGUGGUACCGGAGGAGUACCGUCGCAUGCGGGUCACCCAGGACUGGCACAGUGUGGAGGGGUACGUCACAUGGUUCUACCGGGUGUCCCAUCCUCUCUUGAGACCCGACGUUCCCGGCGCUCCUAGGCCAGCACACGAGGAGAUCCUGGAGAACCGGCAGGCGGAGGAUGACCACGCCAUCGAUCUCCUUCCGAUCUGCCAGCGGAUAGAGAUGCUUGGGCGGGACGCGUUGCAUCGAGGUGUCAUUCAUCAGGGCGGACCAGAGGCAGUCGCCGUGAUGGAGAUGAUCGUCACUGAUGCGGGCCGUGCGGCGGGGUACAGGCGGCAGAGGAGGGCCCAGGGUGAGCGGGUUAGGCACACCCAGUAGUGGUGGGGUUUAUUCAUUUUUUGAUUUUGGAUUGUAUAUUUAGCACACUAUUUUUAUUUAUUUCGGUUUGUAUAUAAUAUUUUCAUAUUAGUAUUUUUUUUUGUUUAUUUAUCAUAUUAGUGU